AACACAACACCACCACCACCACUAGAGCAUGAGCCAGUUUUCAUGUAAUUUGGUGGAUUAGAGAGGCCUGGAAGUUGCUAGAGAGACAGAGAGGGAGAAGAGAGAGAGAGAAAGGCGCCAUGGCUCAGUUGGUAGAUAAGGCAAAGAGUUUUGUGGCAGACAAGGUUGCUCAUAUUAAGAAACCGGAAGCUGAGCUUACAGGAGUCUCUUUCAAGGAAGUUAACAGGGACUCGGCCACUUUUCAUGGUGCCGUCUCCAUAACUAAUCCUUACUCUCAUGAUCUCCCCAUCUGUGAGAUCUCUUAUACUCUGAAGAGUGCAAACAGAGUGAUUGCAUCGGGUAAAAUCCCGGAACCGGGGCCGAUAACAGCGAAAUUGUCGACGACCAUUGAUAUUCCAGUGGAAGUGCCUUACAAUUUCUUAGUGAGUUUAGCCAAGGAUAUAGGCAGGGAUUGGGACUUGGACUAUGAAUGGAAUGUGGGUCUCACCAUGCACAUCCCCAUUAUUGGGAAAUUCACUUUGCCACUCUCUAAGAAGGGAGAAUUGAAGUUACCUACACUGUCUGAUAUAUUUUGAGGAAUCAUAAGUUGCUGCAUUUUUUGCUCUUUGUUUUAAGUUCACUUGUUCUCCUAAAGUUUGUAAUUGAACCCUUGUCGUGAUCUAGACUAGAAUGAGGUCUGCUAGUUUGUAGGGUUGUUUCUUGUUGUGCUAAGUGUGUACGUAACCAGAGUUAAAAUGGAUGGUAUGUAUUUUAUUUGGCUUUUUGAAGUAUUUUGAGUUGGUACA
Amborella trichopoda is the source of this 785-nucleotide messenger RNA. It is a transcript of the gene LEA14, whose product is annotated as Late embryogenesis abundant protein. The record is from RefSeq and is a predicted model, not a curated record. Gene Ontology annotation, biological process: response to desiccation. Gene Ontology annotation, cellular component: cytosol. NCBI's taxonomy places the organism in Eukaryota, Viridiplantae, Streptophyta, Magnoliopsida, Amborellales, Amborellaceae.